Molecule: messenger RNA, 3330 nt
Organism: Oncorhynchus masou masou (cherry salmon)
Lineage: Eukaryota; Metazoa; Chordata; Actinopteri; Salmoniformes; Salmonidae
Product: acyl-CoA-binding domain-containing protein 7-like
Exons: 16
Coding region: 533-2371 (612 amino acids)
Biological process (GO): fatty acid metabolic process
Cellular component (GO): peroxisome
Molecular function (GO): carnitine O-octanoyltransferase activity; fatty-acyl-CoA binding
Source: RefSeq, a predicted model, not a curated record
UCAGUUAACUGUGGUUGACUAGAUGGGAUACAGCUUUUGUCAGAAUUGACUUUUCGUAGCAGGUUAGGAGAAUUAGUUUAAUAUUAGGAAAAAGGUCCGAGUUAGCUAAAAUGCCCAAAUAAACACACGUUUGGCGUUAGUUUGACAAAAGCUGUAGCCCUUCUAGCCAUGACCUCUUACUGGGUGAAAGGUGAUGAGAAGCGCUGCAUACCCCACGAGCGGAGCAACAACACAAACUACCGCAAGCGCCUUUCUCUACAGUCUAGUUUAGAAAAUAGCUGCAACAUCAUUUUUAUUUUGAAUGGACGGACGAAGACAACUUUCCACAUAUUGGAAUUUGCAGAAUAUCGCAAAGUACUAAAGUGUUUGUGGGAUUAAGCUGCUUCGAUCGGAUUGAAAACUGAAACGUACCUACAUUCGAGCCGUGAAAACAAUGCAACGGCCUCAGGGGCCAACUAUUUUAUAGCUAGCUAGUGCACUUGUUUCUGCAGUGACAACAUGGCUAACCAGGUGUUUUGGUGCUGUAGGUGACAUGACCAACCAGGUGUCAGACGUUCCCACUGAGCGGACGUUCCAGUACCAGCAUAGCCUGCCUCCUCUCCCUGUACCGUCUCUAGAGGGGAGCCUCGCCAAGUACCUGGAUGCAGUGCGGCCAUUUGCUACAGAGGAGGAGUACCAGGUGACUGCAGCCGUAGUGAAGAGGUUUGGAGAGGGCAUCGGCAAAGACCUGCACCAAAAACUACUGCAGAGAGCCAGGACACGCAGGAACUGGUUGGAGGAGUGGUGGUUGGAUGCAGCCUAUCUGGAAUUGCGUUACCCCUCCCAGUUGAAUGUGAACUUCGGAGGUCCUGCACCCUACCUAGAGCACUGCUGGCCCCCUACAGAGGGAGUACAGCUACAGAGGACCAGCAUAAGCAUGUGGCACACACUACAGUACUGGGACCUGCUUCGCACGGAGAGGCUGGACCCUCAUAAAGCUGGUAAUGUGGUGUUGGAUAUGGACCAGUUCAGAAUGCUGUUCUGUACAUGUAAAGUUCCUGGAGUCACCAAGGAUACCAUCAUCAACUACUUUAAGACAGAGAGCGAGGGUCCAUGCCCCUCCCACGUGGUGGUGAUGUGUAAGGGGCGUUUCUUCUCGUUUGAUGCAGUGUGUGACGGACACAUUCUUACCCCUCCAGAGCUGCUCAGGCAGCUGACCCAUGUGAAGCAGUGUUGUGAGGAGGAGCCUGCAGGUGACGGAAUCGCCGCUCUCACCUCAGAGGAGAGGACACGCUGGGCUAAGGCCAGGGAGUAUCUGAUGGGUAUAGAUCCAGCCAAUAAGACCGUCUUAGAGACCAUCCAGAGCAGUUUGUUUGUGGUUUCACUGGACGAUGCUAAACCCUACGCUACUGCAGAGAACUACACACCAGUGUCCCUGGAGGUGCUGACAGGAGACCCCACCAUCCGCUGGGGAGACAAGUCCUACAACUCCAUCUCCUUUGCCGACGGAACCUUCGGAUCCAUCUGUGACCAUGCCCCAUUUGAAGGCAUGGUGCUGGUAACUCACUGUUACUAUGUGGAUCAGCAGCUCAAAGCUACAGACGGAAAGUGGAAGGGCUCUGAGACAGUGCGACCUAUGCCUCUUCCUGAAGAGAUGGUCUUCACUGUGGAUGACAGAGUCAGGAGUGACGUUGCACAUGCCAAGCAACAGUACUUUGAGACUACUCAGGACUUGCAGGUGGUGUGUUAUGCAUUCACCUCGUUUGGGAAAGCAGCCAUCAAACAGAGGAAGCUCCACCCAGACACCUUCAUACAACUGGCCCUUCAGCUGGCUUAUUACAGACAGCAUGGGAGGUUAGGUAGUUGCUAUGAGACAGCGAUGACGAGAAGGUUCUACCAUGGCAGGACUGAGACCAUGAGGCCCUGUACCCUGGAGGCACAGAACUGGUGCCAUACCAUGCUCCUCCCUGCAGCCAGCGCUGAGGCUAAGAGGAAAGCCCUUCUGCUGGCCUUCAACAAGCACAACAAACUGAUGGCUGAGGCACAGAAUGGAGAAGGUUUUGACAGACAUCUCCUGGGCCUGUACCUGAUCGCCAAGGAGGAGGGACUUCCUAUGCCAGACCUUUUCACUGAUCUACUGUAUUCCAAGAGUGGCGGGGGCGGUAACUUUACCCUGUCCACCAGUCUGGCUGGCUACACCACAGUUCAUGGGGUGGGCGCUCCCAUGGUGCACCAUGGCUACGGGUUCUUCUACCGCAUCAAUGAGGACAGGAUCGUGGCUUCCUGUACAGCGUGGAAGUCCAGUCCAGAGACGGAUGCAGAGACACUGUUCCAGAACCUGGUUACCUCCCUACAUGAGAUGCUACAUCUCGCUACCACAGCGCAGCUCUAACACACACACACACGGAGAGUUUCUAUUAUGUCAUGGCUUUAGAAGCUUCUGAUAGGCUAAUUGACAUCAUUUGAGCCAAUUGGAGGUGUACCUGUGGAUCUACCUAAGUCCUACCUUCAAACUCACUGCCUCUUUGCUUGACAUUGUGGGUAAAUCAAAUGAAAUCAGCCAAGACCUCAGAAAAAUAAUUGUAGACCUCCACAAGUCUGGUUCAUCCUUGGGAGCAAUUUCCAAACGCCUGAAGGUACUACGUUCAUCUGUACAAACAAUAGUACGCAAUUAUAAACACCAUGGGACCACACAGCCAUCAUACUUCUCAGGAAGGAGAUGCGUUCUGUCUCCUAGAGAUGAACGUACUUUGGUGCGAAAAGUGCAAAUCAAUCCCAGAACAACAGCAAAGGACCUUGUGAAGAUGCUGGAGGAAACAGGUACAAAAGUAUCUAUAUCCACAGGAAAAUGAGUCCUAUAUCGACAUAACCUGAAAGGCCGCUCACCAAGGAAGAAGCCACUGCUCCAAAACCGCCAUUAAAAAAGCCAGACUACCGUUUGCAACUGCACAGGGGGACAAAGAUCGUACUUUUUGGAGAAAUGUCCUCUGGUCUGAUGAAACAAAACUAGAACUGCUUGGCCUUAAUGACCAUGUUUGGAGGAAAAAGGGGAAGGCUUGGAAGCCGAAGAACACCAUCCCAACUGUGAAGCACGGGGGUGACAGCAUCAUGUUGUGGGGGUGCUUUGCUGCAGGAGGGACUGGUGCACUUCACAAAAAAGAUGUAAUCAUGAGGCAGGACAAUUAUGUGGAUAUAUUGAAGCAACAUCUCAAGACAUCAGUCAGGAAGUUAAAGCUUGGUCGCAAAUGGGUCUUCCAAAUGGAUGUGAUGAAAUAAAUAAAAGCUGAAAUAAAUCAUUCUUUCUACUAUUAUUCUGACAUUUCACCUUCUUAAAAUAAAGUGGUGAUCCUA